AUGUUAAACACUCUUCUUGAUCAGUUUGAAAAGACAAAGGAGAAAACAGAUAACGCCAUCAAGGAACUACAACAACUCUUGACUGAAUAUCGUCAGCACAUUGAAUACGUGGUCUAUUUGAAGCAAUUUUGGGAACUGAAAAAUCAAGGUCUCUUGCAGAGAGAACAAGUUUUAGAAGAAAAGGAAGCCAUCUACGAGAGAAAACUUCAACAACAAGCCCUUCCUCAAGGACAAGCUCUCAAGCAAGAAGUGUCCGCACCAAAGUUCCAUUCAACCAUCGUUUCGACCAAUGCAACGUUAUCGUGUGAUAACAAAAAAGUGACAAAAACUUCAGGAGGCAAUGGAUGGAAUUGUGCUGUUUUGGGAGAGACUCCUUGCAAACAGUAUAGCGUGAAAUUAUUGAACAUGUGCCCCAAUGUCAUGAUUGGAUUAGCAGAUCGAAAUAUUUCUGUCAAUGGAACCAAUUACAAGGUCAAUGGAUUUUACUUGUUCACGCUUUCAGGAAAUUUGUAUUCUCAGGCAGGUGAUUCGAAUAAGGUUUACCAUGCACAAAGAAUUAAUGAUGGCUCUGUUGUUACUGUGAAACAUCAGAAUGGUGUUAUAUCUUUUACUGUCAAUGGAAAGGAAUGUGGCAAAGCAUUUACUGCUCCAGAUUAUUUGGAUUUGUAUCCUGCCUUUGAUAUUUAUACUCAAGGAUGUGAAUUUGAAUUUCUCUCCAACAAUUGUUGA
Messenger RNA from Naegleria lovaniensis, 729 nucleotides. RefSeq lists its product as uncharacterized. Bases 1 to 729 code for a protein of 242 amino acids. The transcript has a single exon. NCBI's taxonomy places the organism in Eukaryota, Heterolobosea, Eutetramitea, Acrasida, Naegleriidae. The record is from RefSeq and is a predicted model, not a curated record. Gene Ontology annotation, molecular function: protein binding.